AUGCGCCUUCGGGGACUGCCUUCGCAGCUCACACUUGGUCCAGCAACCAAUCUUUCCUCAUCGAUUCGGCCAUCUCAUAGCUGUGGCAUACAUCGGACUCUCUGCCAUCAUGCGCUCCGAACCUCAAUACCUCGAGUGUCCUCAAAGGUCCACAUACGGGGCGCCAAGACCAAAACGACAGUCAAACUAAAGGACCUACCUCAAGGUGUUUUGAAAUUAGAACCUUAUGAUGGUGGUAUGGACAAUGCACCGCGGUACCCAACGGUGGUGCAGGGGCAUCGAAACAACAUGCAGACGUUCCAAAAUUGCGUCGUGCUAACACGCGUGGGGGGCUUUUACGAGCUAUAUUUUGAACAAGCAGAGGAGCUGGCACCCUUACUUGGCCUCAAACUUGCGACCAAAAAGACCAAUGGUGGGCCGGUGUCUAUGGCUGGCUUCCCCUACUUCCAACUGGAUCGUUUUCUCAAAAUGCUUGUCCAAGAUCUCAGUAAGUAUGUGGCUAUCAGUGAAGAAUUCGCUGUCAAAUCGGAGGACAAAACAGGCUCCGGGGGCCUUUUGUUUGAUCGGAAGGUAGCGAGGAUAAUCACCCCUGGCACGCUGAUAGAUGAAAAGUUCAUCGACCCUUCUCAGCACAACUUCCUCCUGGCGAUCUAUUUAGAUAUUCCCGCGCUAGAAGCUCAGUUGAAAUUGCAUGCCGAGCGGGAUGGAGAAUCAUCUAAGCAACAUGUGCUGUCUUCAGUGCCCCAGCAAGUAGGGUUAUCUUGGUUAGAUCUUUCAACGGGUGAUUUCUAUACUCAGUUGACGACGACCCAAAUGCUACCGUCUGCGAUUGCUCGCAUCGGAGCUCGCGAGAUACUGGUGGAUCGCAAUGUGCAGGAUAUCAUUGGUCACGAACUGCAAAUGCUGGUUGGACACGAUCACCGUCUUGUCACCUUCUUUCAAUUUCCAAAAGAAUUUGAUCCAGUAUCUAAAUGGGGACCAAUGCUUGAAGCCCCCGUUCCCGAACAUUCGCGCGCGUCGUUCACACCGGAAGAAGUCGCAGCUGGAUUCAGCCUGCUCGAGUACACCCGUGUACAAUUACAAGGAACCAACAUCAAGCUCCAGCCUCCUCUUCGGAAACAUCCAGAAGAGUCAAUGAGCAUUGAUCGCAACAGCCUGAGUGGCCUCGAAAUUUUGGAAACCUCGAGAGAUGGGUUUGGGAAAGGAAGUCUCCUCCAUGCUGUCCGAAGGACGUCAACCAAAAGUGGAGCAAGGCUUUUGCGAGAUCGACUUACUUCGCCCUCAACGUCAUUACAGGUCAUCAACGAUCGACUGGAACUCGUCGCAAUCUUCAUCGAACAUACAGAGCUUCGAGAUAGUGUCAUUCAGCUGCUCAAGCGCAGCUAUGACUCUCAACGCUUGGUUCAAAAGUUUGCUUUCGGUAAAGGCGACCCUGACGAUCUGAUAUGUCUCUCUAGGGCGAUCGAAGCGUCGAAAGAGGUCAAACAAGUCCUUUCAAAUCAUAGCAGACUGGUGUCUUCGACUAAUACACCUGACUCUGAUCAAAGUAUCUCUUCUAUGAUCGCACGUUUGUAUCUUGAUGGCCCCUCUGCCCUGGCAGAUAAUAUAACUUCGGCAAUCGAUGAACAGGGUUUAUUGCAAAAGCAGCGAAUUGAUGAUAGUACUGCUGCGGAGGCUGCCAGUUUGGCACAAAAGGUCACACUAGAUGAAGGCACAUCAAGUGAUCUCGAAGCACUUCCCAAAAAGGUCCGGGCAAAGAAAGCCGACCAAGCUGCUGCGGCUGACAUUGAUUCUGGCCCCCUUGAUACUUGGAUCAUGAGACGUGAGGCAAGUCGAAGCUUGAGUGAUUUCCACGCCAAAUUGGAAGACCUCGGUGAACAAAAGAUAUCUCUUACCCAGCGCCUUCGUGAGUCAGUGGAUUCAACAGCCCUCAGCCUGAAAUGGACUCCUGGGCUGGGUCAUAUCUGCCAUGUCAAGGGAGCAAAAAUUUCACAGCAAGCUUUAGAGGAUCUGGGGGUCACUCGGAAUGUUUCCUCGACAAAAUCUACGCGUUCAUUCUACCUACCGGCCUGGACGGAACUCGGGGCCAAAAUGGACCACGUGAAAAUUCAGAUUCGUCAAGAAGAGCAGGCAAUCUUUGAGCGUCUUCGUCGUGAAGUGAUUCUCAACUUGGUCAAGAUCCGCCGAAACGCAGCGGUCAUGGAUGAGCUAGACGUUGCUUGUUCGUUUGCCGUUCUAGCGCAAGAACAACAGAUGGUGCGCCCCAUAGUCAACGAUGGCACUCAGCACAAAAUCGUUGCCGGAAGACAUCCUACCGUCAAGUUGGGGCUCGAAGAGCAAGGACGCUCAUUUGUGAGCAACGAUUGCUUCCUUGGUGACUCCCAGCGAAUCUGGCUCAUCACUGGGCCAAACAUGGCGGGCAAAAGCACUUUCUUACGACAGAAUGCCUUGAUCACCAUCCUCGCGCAGGUGGGAUCAUUCGUUCCUGCAGCUUAUGCCGAGAUCGGUAUCGUUGAUCAAAUAUUCAGUCGCAUCGGCGCGGCUGACGACCUCUUCCGUGACCAAUCAACCUUCAUGGUAGAAAUGCUAGAAACUGCCACCAUCCUAAAACAGGCUACACACAAAUCUUUCGUGAUCAUGGAUGAAGUGGGCCGAGGCACAACGCCGGAGGAUGGCACUGCCAUUAGCUUUGCUUGCCUUCACCAUUUACACUAUUACAAUCAGUCUCGUGUCCUUUUUGCGACUCAUUUCCAUGGGCUAGCAGACAUGACGCAGAACUUUGAGAAGCUGGAAAGAUACUGUACUGACGUCAAGGAUCUGCCUUCGGGUGCCUUCUCCUUUGUUCAUAAACUACGCAAAGGUGUCAAUCGCCAGUCUCAUGCUCUGAAGGUCGCUCAGCUGGCUGGAUUGCCCAAGGAAACCCUGGAGCUAGCCCAGCAAGUUCGGGAACAGAUUCAAAGCGAGAUGGAUCCUCGAGUUCCCAGCGAAGAAACACCCUAG
Penicillium olsonii is the source of this 3000-nucleotide messenger RNA. Lineage: Eukaryota; Fungi; Ascomycota; Eurotiomycetes; Eurotiales; Aspergillaceae. The record is from the annotation of a GenBank genome assembly.